GCGCUGAGUGGGCCCCGCGGCGCGGCGCGGAGCGGCGGGCGGGACGCCACGGGGCGGGGCGGGACGCGGCGGCCGAGCCCGGCCAGACAGCGGCGGAAAGUGCCACGACUCCACACAGCCGCGGCGGCGAGGAGGGACCGCGACCCGGCUCGGGUGGGCACAGAAGAGUGAGGCAGGAUGGAUGUGUACGACCCUCAGACACUGGGUGUUAUGGUCUUUGGAGGCUUCAUGGUGAUCUCAGCCAUUGGCAUCUUCCUGGUGUCCACCUUCUCCAUGAAGGAGACAUCCUACGAGGAAGCCUUGGCCAAGCAACGCAAGGAGCUUGAGAAGACCCAGCAGCAGAAAUUAGAGAAAAAGAAGAAAGAGAAACCGGUUGAGAAAAAAGGAAAAGCAAAGAAAAAGGAAGAGAAACCGAAUGGAAAGAUCCCAGAGCAGCAGCUUACUCAGGAAGUGAUGGACCCUCCCAAGGAGGUGGUUCUUGAAGCUGCUGUGGUGCCUGAGCCUGUAACAGUCGAAACUCCAAUUGCAGCAGUGGCAGUUAUCCCCCAGGAAAAGGAGAAACCUGUUCCCUCCCCCAAGGAGAAGAGGAAGAAGGAGAAGAAGGUGGCCAAGGUAGAGCCUGCUCCUAGCCCGGUGUUGGCCCCACGCCCUGUCAGCGUCCCCAAAAGCUCUCCUGUCCGGGAGGUGGCCCCUAAGGAGGUGCCUAUUGUGGCAGUGCCCCCAGUUGGCACUCAGCAAAGUGCUCCAGUCAUCAGCUCUGUUGCUGUCAGGAAGACUGAGGCUCUUCCUGCCCAGGAGGAUAAGAAACACGAUGGACCUGCCAAGAAAAAGGCUUCAUCCAAGAAAAAGAGUGAGCCAGCACCUACGGAUUCAGAUGGGGCCCUGUACCUGCCCUACAAGACACUUGUGUCCACAGUCAGCAGCAUGGUGUUCAGUGAAGGGGAGGCCCAGCAGCUCAUCGAGAUCCUGACAGAGAAAGCAGGAAUCAUCCAGGACACCUGGCACAUGGCCACACAGAAGGGUGACCCGGUUGCUGUCCUGAAACGGCAGCUGGAAGAGAAGGAGAAGCAGCUCUCUGCCGAGCAGGAGGAUUCAGCUGCUGCCAGGAACAAACUGCGGGAGCUGAGCAAGGAGCUGGCAGCUGAGCGGGCCAAGGCAGUGGCUGUGGAGGGCAAGCUGAAGGAGCAGCUGCUGGCCCGCGAGCGGGAGAUUGUGGCGGUGCAGGCACGGAUGCAGGCCAGCUACCAGGACCAUGUCAGUGAGACCCAGCAGCUCCAGGGCAAGAUCCGGACCCUGCAGGAGCAGCUGGAGAAUGGCCCCAACACGCAGCUGGCUCGCCUGCAGCAGGAGAACUCCAUCCUGAGGGAUGCCCUCAACCAGGCUACCAGCCAGAUGGAAAGCAAGCAAAAUGCUGAGCUGGCCAAGUUGAGGCAGGAGUGCAGCAAGCUGAUGAAAGAGCUGUCUGAGAAGUCGGAGGUGCUGCAGCAAGAGGAGCAGCAGAGGAAGAGCUGGGAGAUGAAAGCAGCGGCCUCGGAGAAGCGAAUUGAGCAGCUGCAGGCUUACCAACGGGAGGCAGAGGCAGUGCUGCAGAAGAGGCUGGAUGAGGUCAGCGACGAGCUCCGCAAAACCCAGAGCAGCUACAAGAGCCUGUUGGCAGAUGCAGAAAAGACCAAAGGGCAGCAGCAGAGCAUUGCUGACCUGCAGGCCAAGCUGCUGAGCUCCGAGGCAGAGGUUAAAAGUAAGCUGCUGGAGUUGGACAGUGUGAAAGGGCAGCUGCAGGAUGCCAGCUCGGAGAACACAAAGCUUCGGGAGAGGAUCAAGUCCAUCGAAGCUCUGCUGGAGGCAGGGCAGAUGCGGGAGGCAGAAAAAGACAGAGACCUGCAGGCAGCCAAUGAAACAGCAAUGAAGCAGCUGCAGUCAAGACUCCAGGAGAAGACAGACCAGCUCUCAGCCUUGGAAAGGGAGGCCACACAGCUGCGGGAGGCAGUGGAGCAGCAGAAGGUGAAAAACAACGACCUUCGGGAAAAGAACUGGAAGGCAAUGGAAGCGCUGACCACGGUGGAGAAAGCGUGUGAGGACAAACUGCUUGCUGCUACAAAAGCAAAGGAAGAGCUGGCCCAACAGCUGGACUCACUCCAGUCACAAACCAGGAAGACGCUGCUCUCCAUCCUCCCAGGAGUAACCAUGUCCUCACAGCAGGAUUAUGACACGUGGCUACAGGAGUUUAAGGAGAAGGCUGUGGGUGUGCUAAAGCAGCAGAUGAUCACAACAGAGCCACCAGAUUCAGCUCUUAAAUUAAAAGAGGCAGAGGAAGCGCAAAGCACUUUACAAGCAGAAUGUGAGCAGUACAGAACGAUCCUCGCAGAGACAGAAGGGAUGCUGCGAAACCUGCAGAAGAGCGUGGAGGAGGAGGAGCAGGUGUGGAAGGCAAAGCUCACAGUGUCUGAAGAGGAGCUCCAAAAGUCACACCUGCAGCUGAAGUCCCUGGAAGGCAUGGUGGAGAAGUUGAAAGCAGAUCUGCAAAGCACAGAUCAGCUAAAGGAAUACACCUCUCUUCUGGAAACACAACUGGAAAAUCACUUGGAGACAGCCAGCUCUGAGCGCCAGAACUACACAAAAGAAGUUGGAGCUUUGAGGCAGCUCUUGUCAGAAUCCCAGGAGCAGCUGGAGGCAGCAAAGACUGAAACGCAGAAGCAAAGCAAGGAGCUGGCCCUGUUGAAAACCCAGCUGGAGCAGAACGAAACGCUGGCAGAGAAGGAGCAAAUGCUGCGGCAAAAGCUGGCACGGGAGCUGGAGGAGGCCCAGAGCUUAGCACGCAGCUUGCAAGCAGAGCUGGAAAAACUGAGACUGGCUGAACAUGCAGCAGCUUCAGACCAGGAGGAGGCCCAGCAUCUCAAGGGGAAAGAGGACAGUUCAAAGGAAGGGACUUCAGUUUGAUGAGUCUUCACCCUGGACCUUACAUUUAACUUACCAAAAUGCCUUACACAUUCCUAAAAAUAAAAAUUUAUGCUAAAUUUACUGUAGAUAAAAGAUACAAGCCAUUAGUGACCCAAAACAUAGUUUUGAAACUUAAAACAUUUAAAAAAAAAAAAAAAACAACCAAAAAAUCAACCAGUAAACACUGCAGUUUGUAAGAAAAUCUUCAUACGGUUUUGUACAACUCUUCGUUUCCUGGGAAGCUGCUGUGGCCACAUCGGGCACGUGCUGGGGCUUCACCCUCCUGUUCCAGCAGAACCCACCAAUGUGUGAAAAGGGAAGACUGUGUUUCUACAUCAACCAGUGCAAUUAUAAUUAUAUAUUUUUUUCCUU
This is a messenger RNA of Oenanthe melanoleuca, 3309 nucleotides long. It is a transcript of the gene RRBP1, whose product is annotated as ribosome binding protein 1. Gene Ontology annotation, cellular component: endoplasmic reticulum membrane. Bases 178 to 2937 code for a protein of 919 amino acids. NCBI's taxonomy places the organism in Eukaryota, Metazoa, Chordata, Aves, Passeriformes, Muscicapidae. The transcript has 22 exons. The record is from RefSeq and is a predicted model, not a curated record. Gene Ontology annotation, biological process: protein transport.